UGCAGUGAGCACCAUAAGACGUCACGCACAUCGAAGCAAUAUCCUACCCUGUAUUCAUUGUAUCAUGGGUGGCUAGUCUGUAACCUAACCACAGAACAUACCUCUUCUGUGGACCUAACCACACUUAUAUAGCAUGAAAACAUUUUGCACAAACCUCUAUUAUUUGCAUUAAAUAUGACUCUAAGACUAAUAAAGGAUGUUAUGAACAUCAGUGCCAGACUAUGUCAGCCGCUCAUAACUCAAAAACUGGCAUUCCACAACACUCCAAGCGUUGCGGCCUGGGAACCGAAUAAGACCGAGAGCGGCCCCACUCGUUGGUUGGAGAACAAUAAAAAGAUCUAUCCCCCUCAAGAGCCCGGAGAAGAACCCCGGCCGGCUUUUGUAUGCCAUCAAAGAGAAAACAUCAAGUACAGCCCCAAAAAGAUGUGGUAUAUAGCCUGCCUCGUAAGGGGCAUGUCGGUGGAUGAAGCCAUUAAACAGCUCAAAUUUGUAACGAAAAAAGGGGCGAAGGAUGUUCGGGAGGUGAUUGAAGAGGCCAAGGCACUUGCAGUGCAGGAACACAAUGUAGAGUUUGCCAGUAACUUGUGGGUUGCGGAAUCGUUUUCUGGUAAAGGCAUGGUAAUCAAAGGCUUACGUCGCCACGCCAGAGGCCGAAGAGGGUUGAUCAGAUACUCCUACUGCCACUACUUUGUCAGACUAGAAGAAGGUAAACCGCCCAAGAAAUACUACGCAAGUGCCCCGAAGGAGCCACAUGAAAUGUUGGAGGACUGGAUGACACAUAUGCGGAGACGAAAAGUCUUCAAUUCAAUAUAAAUAUGUAUUAGGAAUAACAAUGUAAAAAUAAGUUGAAAUACUGAAAAAAAUACCGCCUAACUUAAUUAACCUUUUCUAUCGGUAAUACUUACAAUAGCAGUAGAGUUAAGUGCUACUAAAUAGGUAAGUUAGCAACUCGGGCUUUGUCAUUUCUCUUUUGUAUUUCUGCACAAUUUCUUGGAUUUUAAGUCGUCGGCGUAAAUGUGGGGGCUGGUAGCUAGAAAAAGUGUCAUCUUACCAAUAAAUAUUUCAAUUUGUAAAGCUAUAGCUGCCAGUCUAAGUGGCCAUAUACUAUUAAAUUUAUAUAUUAAAACAAAGACUCGACCGAAAGCAGCACAGUGCCCCGUUCUCGAGCCAAAAAUAAACAUUUCUGCUGAUCACUUA
Messenger RNA from Dendroctonus ponderosae (mountain pine beetle), 1197 nucleotides. RefSeq names its product 39S ribosomal protein L22, mitochondrial (gene mRpL22). The transcript is spliced from 4 exons. The record is from RefSeq and is a predicted model, not a curated record. Gene Ontology annotation, molecular function: structural constituent of ribosome. The coding region runs from base 175 to 813 and encodes 212 amino acids. Gene Ontology annotation, cellular component: mitochondrial large ribosomal subunit; ribosome. NCBI's taxonomy places the organism in Eukaryota, Metazoa, Arthropoda, Insecta, Coleoptera, Curculionidae. Gene Ontology annotation, biological process: ribosome assembly; translation.